Molecule: messenger RNA, 4422 nt
Organism: Acinonyx jubatus (cheetah)
Lineage: Eukaryota; Metazoa; Chordata; Mammalia; Carnivora; Felidae
Gene: DUSP9
Product: dual specificity phosphatase 9
Exons: 5
Coding region: 2040-3182 (380 amino acids)
Biological process (GO): protein dephosphorylation; negative regulation of MAPK cascade
Cellular component (GO): cytosol; cytoplasm
Molecular function (GO): MAP kinase tyrosine/serine/threonine phosphatase activity; protein tyrosine/threonine phosphatase activity
Source: RefSeq, a predicted model, not a curated record
CGGGGGUAACGGCUUCGGGUAGCACCCCGUGGGUGCCCAGAAAUAAAGCCUCAGGUGUGGUGUGCCCACGUGCCAGGGUGCCCCAGACGGGAGCAGGAUCUCCGUGCCAGGCCCACGGGAGGUAGGGCCUCUCCUCAAACUUUGCUUGCCUGGAAAGCGGCCCGGAAUCGGGACCUGGAAAACGGGCUUAACAGCACAUGCGGCCGGUCGGAGAAGCACAGGGUCGGAGCAGCAGGGCCCCCUCCCCCCGCACAGCCUGGUUUGCUGACCUGUCAGGUGCUGUUAUGGCCUUUUGGCUCCACACUGGCCCCCGGAGCCCUGACGCCGAAGGGGAGAAGAAAGUGCCAGCCUGGCUCUGGGGUUCCCUGGGCCUGCCGGAUGCACCUUCCAGGAGAUACAACCUAGGAAGGCCCAGGGGCCAGAGCAGGGGGUGGGCUGGGAGAGUGAGCGUCCCGCUGAGGCUGGAAGGGGUCAAAGGGCAAGGCGGGUCUGCCAGAGCGGCAGCAGCUGGGCUCUGCGCGCCCCGUCUCAUGGGUCCAGACUGCAGUGAGGCCAGUCCCAGAGGGCCCUGGGAGACCAUGAGGUCCUCCCCUCCCCCCAGCUGUACAGAUGAGGAAACUGAGGCAGCAGAGACAAAGCUGCCCCUCUCCUCUCUUUUCCAGGAAAUGACUCAGGGGAAUUCAGCAGUGCUGCAGACAGGAGCCAGGCAGCCAGGCCUCCCUUGGCUGCCCCCUCAUCCAUGGAGCUGCUGGCAUCCCAGCCCUGCCUGCCUCCCUCUGGAUGUCGCCCCAGCCUGGCCUCGCCUCGCCUCACUCUGAUCUCCCUGAGCAGAGGCACGGGAGACCCUGCCAGAAGCUGGUCUACAGCAGCCCACAGCAAUCAUGCCGCUUUUCAGCAUCCCUUGUGCCCCAUUCCAGGGGGGGCCAACUCACCCAUGACUCACGUGGGAGCCCCUCUGUGCUCCUCCCCGCCUCCUCCUCCCCACAGCAGUGAGCGGGGCAGAGAAUCCACUGAGUGUCCUCGUUCACACUCAGCUGGGGCUUCUGAACCCGGUGGGGCUCCACCACCAUGUCGCCGUGUGACACCAGGAAACCAGUGCCUCAGUUUCCCUAGCCAGAUCCCCUCUGACUCCCAGACUGGCGUAAGGACAAAAUGAGGUCCUCGAUGGAGAUGCUUAUGGCCUUUGGUGCCGAAGAAAGCAAAGUGGGUCUGGUGACAAGGCCCCCUCUCAGGCCCUCCCCCAACGUCCUGGCUCCACCCCUUCCAGGCACUGAGGCUCAAACGCUAUUAUUAUUAGCCAGAAUCUGAUACACGAGAAAGGGAGAAGACAGUGCGGAGGGACCUGGGAGCUGGGGGCGGGGAUUUGUAGUAGUCAGACGGACCUCAUGCCCUCUCCCGCGUGGCAGUAGGAGGUGGCCCCAGGGGUCUAGCUGUGCCCGGUCCUCCACGGGCCCCUUCGCUUCCCUCGCUGGAAGCAGAGGCGCCAGCACGGAGUCUUCGGGGCAACCCUCCCCCAGCCCAGGUCCAGCCUGGGUCGGGUCUCCCCACCCCACUCCCGCGCCCUGAGCCCGCGGACCCCAUGCCGCGAGCCUCCCGCGCAGAGGGUCCGCGGCGGGCAGAGCGGACAGUCUCGCAGGUGGGAGGAAGGCGGGCGGGGGCGGGGGAGGUGGAGGGAGACGCCGGGCAGGCCGCGCGGUCCCUCCCCUCUCCCUCCCUGCGCGCCGCCGGCGACAUCGCCCCUCCUGGGCAGGGGGCGGAGAAGACGGCGACGGGAAGGGAGGAGGCGGCGGCGGAGGCGGGAUUUGGAGUUUCCCUCCGCAGCGGCGGCGGCGGCGGCGGCGGCCCCUCGGCUUCAGGCGAGGCCGCCGCCUGAGGCUCCGGUGACGCUCGGCGGCAGCGGCGGUGGCGCUUCCCGCCGCCUGGGCUUCGGAAACUUCCCGGCCGCGACGCGCGUAGCCGGCGCUGGAAGCCGAGCGGAUCCGGGGUGAGCGGAGGUGAGCGGAGCGCCGGCGGGCGGACGGGCCGGGAGCCGCGAGCCCAUGGAGGGUCUGGGCCGUUCGUGCCUGUGGCUGCGGCGGGAGCUGUCGCCCCCGCGGCCUCGGCUGCUGCUCCUCGACUGCAGAAGCCGCGAGCUGUACGAGUCGGCGCGCAUCGGCGGGGCGCUGAGCGUGGCCCUGCCCGCGCUGCUGCUGCGCCGCCUGCGGCGGGGGGCCCUGUCGGUUCGCGCGCUGCUGCCCGGGCCGCCGCUGCAGCCGCCCCCGCCCGCCCCGGUGCUCCUGUACGACCAGGGCGGGGGCCGGCACCGGCGCGGGGAGGCGGACGCCGACGAGUGGGAGGCCGACUCGGUGCUCGGCACCCUGCUGCAGAAGCUGCGCGAGGAAGGCUACCUGGCAUACUACCUCCAGGGUGGCUUCAGCAGAUUCCAGGCAGAGUGCCCCCACCUGUGUGAGACCAGCCUCAGCAGCCAGGGUGGCCCAAGCACAGCCCCAGUGCCCAGCCCAGUGGUGGGGCUGGGCGGCCUGUGCCUGGGCUCGGACUACUCUGAUGCGGAAUCUGAGCCUGACCGCGACUCCAUGAGCUGUGGCCUGGAUUCAGAGGGUGCCACGCCGCCCCCAGGGGGGCUGCUGCCAUCCUUCCCUGUCCAGAUCCUGCCCAACCUCUACCUGGGCAGUGCCCGGGAUUCGGCCAACGUGGAGAGCUUGGCCAAGCUGGGCAUCCGCUACAUCCUCAACGUCACCCCCAACCUGCCUAACGUCUUCGAGAAGAACGGCGAGUUUCACUACAAACAGAUCCCCAUCUCCGACCACUGGAGCCAGAACCUGUCCCAGUUCUUUCCUGAGGCCAUCGCGUUCAUUGAUGAGGCCUUGUCGCAGAACUGCGGGGUGCUCGUUCACUGCCUGGCAGGCGUCAGCCGCUCUGUCACCGUCACUGUGGCCUACCUCAUGCAGAAGCGCCACCUCUCACUCAACGAUGCCUACGACCUGGUCAAGAGGAAGAAGUCUAAUAUCUCACCCAACUUCAACUUCAUGGGGCAGCUGCUAGACUUCGAGCGGAGCCUGCGGCUGGAGGAGAGGCGUGCCCGUGAACGCAGCAGCGGGGGGCAGGAGUCGGCCGCCUCCGACCCACCGUCCUUCUUCACCACCCCCACCAGUGAUGGUGUCUUUGAGCUGGACCCCACAUAGGGCGCCGUUCCACCCCCCCCCCAUGGGUGCCCCUGACCACCCAUGUGCGGGGGUGGGGCGGGGGGGAGCUGGGGGGAGGCAGAAGAGGGAGGCAGCGAGUUGGGGAGGGGGAAGAGCAUAAUACCUCAUGGGAAGGCUGUGGGGAAGAGGCUGGAGCCAGGAGCCCCUCCAGGGUGGCCUCGGGGAGAGACCUGUCCUACCCACUUGAACCAUCCACAGGAGUCCUAUUAAAUGUGCCUAUAAGCAGGGCCCGGGGCCACCAGCCUGACCCGCACCGCUUUCGGGGCGGAAUCACGCUCCAGAACCUGCCUCUUCUGCGACUGUUACUUUUUUCUCUCGGGGGGGGGGGGUUGGGUUGGGGGGGUUCCCAUUCCAAGGGACCAUUCCAAGCGGCUGCCUAUUCCUGGGCCUUGAGACUUCCGGUGGCUUCCCCCUUCAGAAGGGCGGGCCCCUGCACUGGCCACCUCAUGUGCUGCAGGGGCCCGCUCCCAGUCCGUCCCUGUCCCCCGACAGCUGUUUACGGGGAGGGUUCACCACCGGUGUAGUCACCUCCCCGCUUCUCUGCCCAGGGUUCGGGCCUCUCGGGGCUGAGGCUUGGAGGUGCACCGGCCGCCCAGCGUCCAUGCGGACAGCCCCUCUCGGGGCGGCUCCUUGCCGGGCGCCGCAGGGGAGGGCGCUGGCCCGGGAGCUGCUGAGCGGGUUCCUGGCCACACAUCUGGCGCCCUGUUUAUCCACUUGACGUUUGAAAAGAUGCUUUUUUUCCCUCUUCCCCCAGAUGUCUUAACGGGAUCACUGGAGCUCUUUGUGACUGAGGGUGGUCAACCGCGGCCAGAGGAGAUGGGGGUCUCAGAGCAAGAGCUGGGGGCGGGGAAGGGGAAGAAGAAGGCCUGAAUUUUGCUGCGGUGGGCCCCACAUAGGCACGGUUGGUUUGGGGGGGGGCGGGGAAGGGGCCAAGCGGCUUAUACAGAGUCAUUCAUUGCAGUCCACGCCCUUCGUGGGCGGCGCGCACGCGCGUCCGCGUGUCAGCGCUCACACACGCACACCACCAGCCUGCUUACACACCCGGCCCGGCCAUCUCACCCCGGGGAAUCCGCACCACAGUUGCUUUCUUUAAUUGUUCUUGAAUAAACAGUUUAUGUAAGAUACUGAACAGAGAGAGCUGCUUCCAGAGCACCCCGGAGGGUUUGGGGGAAGGUGGGGAAGGAGGCGGCAUAAGGGGGUGGUAGCGCCGAGCCGUGUG